GACGGAGUGAAUGAGUGGCGAUUUUCGGCAUUUCAUUGAAUUUCGUCUUCCGAGUCGGCUCAGAUAAUAGGGUCAAAUUAUUGAUAAAAUGCGUGUUAUAUUUUUUGCCACCUUGGCCCUUCUGGGCUUUGCCUUCGGAGACGAUGUCACCACAGAAGAAAACGUUCUUGUCCUAACAAAAGGGAACUUUGAUAGUGUUGUUUCCAGCACCGACCAUAUCCUAGUAGAAUUCUAUGCACCAUGGUGUGGCCACUGCAAAUCUCUCGCGCCGGAGUACGCCAAAGCGGCUACCAAACUUUUAGAGGAAGAAUCUCCCAUUAAACUAGCCAAAGUAGAUGCUACACAGGAACAAGACCUCGCUGAAAAUUAUGGUGUAAGGGGUUAUCCUACGCUCAAAUUCUUCAGAAAAGGCAACCCUAUAGAUUAUACAGGGGGCCGUCAAGCUGAUGACAUUGUAGCUUGGCUGAAGAAGAAGACUGGACCUCCUGCUGUGGAAGUUACAUCAGCAGAACAAGCCAAAGAGUUGUCGGCUGCUAGCCCUGUUGUAGUAUUUGGUUUCUUCAGCAACAAAGAUUCCGAGAAGGCCAAGGCAUUCCUUGGUGUGGCUACUGUUGUAGAUGAUCAAGUCUUUGCUAUUGUGAGUGAUGAAAAAGUUAUCAAGGAAUUGGAAGCUGAAGAUGAAGAUGUUAUUCUUUUCAAGAAUUUCGAGGAACCACGUGUCAAAUACACAGCAGAGAAAUUCGACGAAGAACUAUUCAAGACCUGGGUGUUUGUACAGAGUAUGCCUGUCAUCGUUGAGUUCUCCCACGAAACUGCUUCCAAAAUUUUCGGUGGUCAAAUCAAAUAUCAUCUCCUGUUGUUCCUGUCCAAGAAAAAUGGCGACUUCGAGAAAUAUCUGGAGGAGCUGAAACCAGUAUGCAAGAACUACCGCGACAGAAUCAUGUGCGUCGCCAUCGACACCGAUGAAGAUGACCACCAGAGAAUCCUCGAGUUCUUCGGCAUGAAGAAAGAUGAAGUACCAUCAGCUCGUCUUAUCGCUCUGGAACAGGACAUGGCCAAAUACAAGCCUGCGGUUGAUGAGCUAUCAGCUAAUACUGUUGAGGAGUUCAUACAGUCAUUCUUCGAUGGCAAACUGAAGCAGCACUUGCUCAGUGAGGAUCUGCCCAGCGAUUGGGCCGCUAAGCCUGUCAAGGUGCUCGUUGCCACCAAUUUUGAUGAGGUCGUCUUUGACAGCAACAAGAAGGUUCUCGUUGAAUUCUACGCUCCCUGGUGCGGACAUUGCAAACAACUAGUGCCCAUCUACGACAAGUUGGGUGAGCACUUCGAGAAGGACGAUGAUGUGGUGAUUGCCAAGAUAGAUGCCACCGCUAAUGAACUUGAACACACCAAGAUCACCUCGUUCCCAACCAUCAAACUGUACACCAAGGAUAACCAGGUUCGCGAAUACAAUGGUGAGAGGACGCUGGCCGGCCUCACAAAGUUCGUGGAGACUGAUGGCGCUGCCGCUGAAGCCGAACCCACCGUGACUGAAGUCGAUGAAGAGGAUGAAACGCCUACCAGAGACGAAUUAUAAACAAAUCGCGGUCAGUUCGCUGUUAUGAGACUUCCAUAGUAUAGUUCUGUAUAGAUAUAAUUACUUUUAUACUUAACACCUACCCUUUCAUUUCAUUUGCUAGACAAUCCGUCUGUUUCCAAGAAUGUAUAGGUUGUAUACUUCUAAAGCAUUUAAGAAACUCGAGGUUUUCUCUUUUAGCACUCGUUGAUAUUUAUGAUGAAUACUCGGGGUUGAUCCGUAAUCGAGUGGUUCGAUCUCUAACAUGUGCCCAAUUAAUUUAUUCGGUAAUAACUUAUUACAUAAGAACAGCAGCAUAAUUAAGUUUAUUUACGAUAACUUUAAAUUUAUAUUUAUAAUUUCUGUAUCAUAAUGGUAUUUCUUUCACAUUCCUAACAUGUAGUACAUGAUUUAGUUACAUCGAACAACAUUUUUUUUUUAUUUUUAUUAUGAAUGCGAGAUCGUUAUUUUUAUAUGUGAAUAAUGUCAGUCAUCACAAAAAUAUUAUUUUUAAAUGGAGUUAUUACAAAAAUUGUUGUAUUUUUUAUAUGGUUUUAUGUUUGCAUUGAGGAGUUUGAUUGUAUUUUGAGGUGCUUUGUCAAACUUAAAAGGUUACGACCUUAAAAAAUAUUGAUAAGAUUCUGGUAGUGAACUACAAUGACAAAUGUAAAUAAAUGAUACACUUUCUUGUUUUUCAUGCCUGCAUCCGAUGUAUCUGUUGUGGAUACAGAAAUUUAU
This is a messenger RNA of Diatraea saccharalis (sugarcane borer), 2290 nucleotides long. The record is from the annotation of a GenBank genome assembly. Lineage: Eukaryota; Metazoa; Arthropoda; Insecta; Lepidoptera; Crambidae.